Leptopilina boulardi is the source of this 1080-nucleotide messenger RNA. Its product is annotated as cuticle protein 65-like. NCBI's taxonomy places the organism in Eukaryota, Metazoa, Arthropoda, Insecta, Hymenoptera, Figitidae. The transcript has 3 exons. The record is from RefSeq and is a predicted model, not a curated record. The coding region runs from base 79 to 771 and encodes 230 amino acids.
AUCCUAGUAAGGUAUAUAAAAGAUCGUAGCAUCGACCGUCUUAAGCACAUUCAACAAUCGAGAGAGUGAGUCAACAAGAUGAAGAUCCUUAUAAUCUCCUUGGCAUUUUUGGCUGCUGCUUCUGCCGCACCGGCUUAUGGGGGUUACGGUGGUCACGGUGUUUACGGUGGACAUGGAAUUUACGGUGGCUACGGUGGUUUCGGUCAUGGAGCCUAUGGCGCUCAUGGAGUAGCAAUUGGAGGACCUGUUUUGGGUCCUGCCAGUAUUGCCGGUCCUCACAUUGGACAUUCAUCUCUCGCUGGUCCUGCCAUUGGACCAUCUCAUCUUGCUGGUUCUGUUGCUGGUCCAGUGCACGUAUCAGGUGCCGUUGCAGGUCCAGCUGUUGUAACAGCGUCGGUUGCUGGUCCAGCUCACGUUGAACAUUACGGUGGACCCUAUGAUGGCAGCUAUGUUGAUGGAGGAUUCGGUUAUGGUUAUGGAGGUCACGGUCAUGGAGCUGGAAUUAUUGCUGGUGUAGGACAUCAUGGAGCAGUUUUCCAAGGUCCAGCUUAUCAUGGAGCUGUUUUUGCUGGUCCUGCAACGCAUGGUGCAAUUCUCACUGGUCCAUCAUCACAUGGUGCAGUAUUGUCUGGACCACAUGCUGGUAGUGCUGCUGUUUCUGGACCACACGCUGGUUCCGUUGUUAUUGCUGGUCCAUCUGGAAAAAUUACAGCUCAUGGUAGCGGUGUUGGAGCCAUUCAUGCUGGUUAUGGUCAUGGACAUCAUUGGUAAAAAAAAAAGAAAGAAACCAGUAUUCUAUAUAGUAAAAUAGAAAACAAAAAAAAAGACUUAAGUGCGAUUCACUAUAAUUAGCAAAAAUCAUCUUUGAUAAAAAAAAAAAGUAUAUAUUUCUUAUACUUUCUGUUAAAAUCUGACAUAUCCGAGCAAAUGCAUUUAUUAGUUAUGUAUAAUUCUAUAUAAUUAGAGAAUAUUAACAAAUUGUAAAGAUUUUUUUUUCCUUUAAGUUUUGCUAUAUGAUGUAUGUGAUUUUAAUGUAUGAUCGAAUUUUUCAGUCAAAAUAAAAAUUAUCCUUUUUAUAAA